Messenger RNA from Centropristis striata (black sea bass), 594 nucleotides. It is a transcript of the gene guca1b, whose product is annotated as guanylate cyclase activator 1B. Lineage: Eukaryota; Metazoa; Chordata; Actinopteri; Perciformes; Serranidae. Gene Ontology annotation, cellular component: cone photoreceptor outer segment; photoreceptor inner segment. The transcript has 4 exons. Bases 1 to 594 code for a protein of 197 amino acids. Gene Ontology annotation, biological process: visual perception. Gene Ontology annotation, molecular function: calcium sensitive guanylate cyclase activator activity; calcium ion binding. The record is from RefSeq and is a predicted model, not a curated record.
AUGGGUCAGCGCCUAAGUGAGGAUUGUGACCCAGACAAGGAAAUUGAUGUGGCAGAGCUGCAGGAAUGGUACAAAAAAUUUGUUGUGGAGUGCCCAAGUGGAACUCUAUUCAUGCACGAGUUUAAGGGAUUUUUUGGCGUUACUGAAAACAAGGAGGCCGCAGAUUACAUUGAAAACAUGUUUCGAGCCUUUGACAAGAACGGCGACAACACCAUUGACUUUCUGGAGUAUGUGGCAGCCUUGAACUUAGUCCUGAGAGGCAAACUGGAACAUAAGCUAAAAUGGACAUUCAAAAUGUAUGAUAAGGAUGGAAGCGGAUGCAUUGAUAAAACUGAGCUUCUUGAAAUUGUAGAGUCUAUUUAUCGACUGAAGAAAGCCUGCCACGGAGAGCUGGAUGAGGAAUGUAAUCUGCUGACCCCAGACCAAGUGGUUGACCGGAUAUUUGAGCUGGUUGAUGAAAAUGGAGAUGGGGAGCUCUCGCUGGAUGAGUUCAUCGAUGGAGCACGGAGGGACAAGUGGGUGAUGAAGAUGCUGCAGAUGGACGUCAAUCCCGGGGACUGGAUGGGCGAGCGGAGACGCAGUUCUGACUCCUGA